UUUGUGUGUCUGUGUGUGCGUCAGGUGUGGGUCAAUGCUGCCGCUCAGAUCUUCAACUCCAUUGGGAUUGGGUUCGGCUCCCUCAUAUCCAUGUCCAGCUACAACGCCUUCGACAACAACAUCAUCCAGGACACGCUCUUCGUCUCAAUCAUCAACUCGGCCACCAGCAUCUUCGCCGGAUUCGUCGUCUUCUCGGCCAUCGGUUUCAUGUCUCACACGCACGGCGUGCCCGUACAGGACAUCGCUACGGACGGACCUGGCCUGGUGUUCGUGGUCUACCCUGAGGUGUUCUCCACCCUGCCCGUGCCCCCCCUCUGGGCUGUGCUCUUCUUCUUCAUGCUGCUCUGCCUGGGCCUGGACAGCCAGUUCGCCAUGGUGGAGGUGAUGGUGACCACGCUGAUGGACAGCUAUGGAGCGACGCUGCUUCGGCUGCUGCGCAGGAGGGAGGUGGUGGUGGCGGCGGUGUGCGGCCUCGCCCUGCUGCUGGGCCUGCCCAACAUCACGCAGGGAGGCAUCUACUUCUUCCAGCUGAUGGACCACUACACAGCCAUCAUCUCCCUCACCUUCCUCGCCUGCUUUGAGGUGGUGGCAGUCUGCUUGGUGUACGGGAGUUCCAGGCUCAGCAGCAACAUUGAGGAAAUGCUGGGCAGGAAGCCGAACAUCUUCUUCAGGCUCUGCUGGAUGGUCGCCUCUCCCUGCCUCGUUACCGCCAUCCUGGUAUUCAGCGUGCUGCAGUACGAGCCGGUGCGCUACGGGGACUACGUCUACCCAGCCUGGGCCGAGGGCCUCGGCUGGGUCGUGUCGCUCCUCUCCAUCGGCUGGAUCCCUCUGGGCAUGGCUCACACCCUGUACCACGCGCAGGGCACCCUGAUACAGCGCCUCAAGUGGUCCGUGACCCCCCGUGCGGUUCGCCGCUCCGACUGGGAGGCGCCGCAAUCCAAGAGGCGCCCCUCCCCAACUCCCCCUCUGGUCACGGCGCAGACGGCGUUCUAGCGAGGCUCACCGCAGGGGCCAGGCUCACCUGGUGAGGCUCACCUGGUGAGGCUCACCGCAGGGGCCAGGCUCACCUGGUGAGGCUCACCUGGUGAGG
Petromyzon marinus (sea lamprey) is the source of this 1090-nucleotide messenger RNA. The record is from RefSeq and is a predicted model, not a curated record. NCBI's taxonomy places the organism in Eukaryota, Metazoa, Chordata, Hyperoartia, Petromyzontiformes, Petromyzontidae.